UUCUGUUUACUCUCUCUUUUUAGCGUCCCCUUCGAAGGCAAGCCAUUGAAGAGGUAGAGAACUUGAUUUUUCGCCAAUGUGGAAGCUCAACGAAUCUAUGUUAGAAGGCAAUGAAGAACGAGGAGAUGGAUUCUUGGAUGACGAAUCAGACGGCUUUUGUUCUCUCUCUCCCAUGCAGAGAGUUUAUGGGUUUGCUGCCUCUUUGGUCGCUGGUUUGGUUUGUAUGAUCCUGUCAUUGAUUGUUUUUGCCAAACCCAUCAAGUUUGCAGCACUGUUUACGUUUGGCAAUGUGUUGGCAGUUGGAAGCACAGCCUUCCUCAUUGGACCUAGGCAACAGAUCGGAAUGAUGUUUGAUUCUGUUCGUGUCUAUGCAACUUCCAUUUACCUUGGAUGUGUUGUUAUUGCUCUCAUUUGUGCUCUUUGGAUCCAUAACAAGAUUUUAACAAUACUUGCAAUAAUAUGUGAGUUCUGCGCCCUUAUAUGGUACAGUUUGAGUUAUAUCCCUUUUGCUCGGAGAAUGGUUUCUGGACUGAUGGUGCGUUUGUGGGACACUGAACUUUAGGAGCUUCCAUCUUAACAAAUGACUCUUUGAGGGUUGAAAUUUUUCGGCUGCGGCUUUUAAUUGUUUUCUUGUUUUUAGUGUUUGAGUUGGGACAACAGGUUUUAUGUUUGUCACAAUUGUAUAUUUCUUGGCUACUUAUUCUCAUUAUCGAUUAUGUCAUUUGUUUGGCUUCA
Juglans regia (Persian walnut) is the source of this 735-nucleotide messenger RNA. Its product is annotated as vesicle transport protein SFT2B. NCBI's taxonomy places the organism in Eukaryota, Viridiplantae, Streptophyta, Magnoliopsida, Fagales, Juglandaceae. The record is from RefSeq and is a predicted model, not a curated record. Gene Ontology annotation, cellular component: membrane. Bases 77 to 562 code for a protein of 161 amino acids. The transcript is spliced from 6 exons. Gene Ontology annotation, biological process: vesicle-mediated transport.